AUGGACGUGUAUUUCGGACUGAAGAAGGACCUCCACAAAAGAAACUUCGCUUUUGUCAGAUUUGUUGGCAUCAAGGAUGCAAAAGAAAUGGAGCUGAAAGUGCAAGGCAUCAAGUGUAGAGGCAAGACUUUGGAGGUAAAUAUCUCCAAACACCAACGGAAAACCCAACAAUAUCAACACCAAGUACCACGCCGACAACCCAUGCAAAGUAAUAAUAUGCAACCCAACGUCUAUCAUAGUGCUCAACCUUACUAUACAGAGGAAAGAGGUAACAAAACUUACGCCCAAGCUGCCAGUAACUCCAACGUGGAAAAACCCCAGCAACACACCUACCCAAUCAUCCUAAACCCCAACACGUUCAUGAGAGAUUGGUUAAAGAAAGGAGUACUAAUCGGUGAAACACAUAGUCUCGAUCAUAUGGCUAAUCUACACGCACUUGGAAUCAUAAAAGAAGAAACAAAGUAUCUUGGAGGCCUUAAACUCGCCAUACACUUCCGGUGGUCAGCAGUACCUAGAAGAUAA
Messenger RNA from Lactuca virosa, 522 nucleotides. The record is from the annotation of a GenBank genome assembly. NCBI's taxonomy places the organism in Eukaryota, Viridiplantae, Streptophyta, Magnoliopsida, Asterales, Asteraceae.